Molecule: messenger RNA, 1523 nt
Organism: Symbiodinium sp. CCMP2456
Lineage: Eukaryota; Dinophyceae; Suessiales; Symbiodiniaceae
Source: the annotation of a GenBank genome assembly
AUGCAGACAGCCAUGGAGACCACCAAUGGCCAUGAUAAAAAAGACAAAAAGGAGAAGAAAGAGAAAAAGGAGAAAAAGGAAAAGAAGGAGAAACCGGAGACGGCUGAAAAUGGCGACGCUGCUAAGAAGGAGAAGAAGGAUAAAGGGGAGGGUAAGGAGAAGAAGGAGAAGAAGGAUAAAAAGGACAAGAAAGAAAAGAAAGACAAGAAGGACAAAGCCAACAAAGAGCCCAAGGAGAAGAAAGACAAGAAGGACAAGAAAGAUAAGAAGGAACGAAAAGAGAAGAGGAAGCUGCGGAAGGAGCAGAAGCUCAAUCAGCUGGCUGAUCAGCGGAAGAAGGCUCACAAGAUCGGGCUGAAAGGCUCGAAGAUGCUAGCAUCCAAGAAGCGGAAAGCGCCAGCGCAGUCACAGACCGAACUGAAGGUCCUUCUCAAGACUGAAGAUGACUACGAGCCAGUGAACCGGUGGUGGGAGAGGGAGGAUGGUGCAGAAAGCGGCAAGCGCGGUGCGAAGAAGUGGGACACCUUCGAACACCAUGGUCUGCUCUUUGCACCCGACUACGAACCCCACCGGGUCCCUCUGAUCUACGACGGGGAGCGCGUGGAGCUGCCUCCUGAAGCUGAAGAGAUCGCCUACUACUGGACCUCGGUCAAGGGGACACCGUACGAGACCAAGGACAUUUUCAUGAAGAACUUCUGGAAGACCUUCAAAGAGGUCUUGCCGAAAGGCUCCAAGAUCAAGGACUUCAAGAAGUGCGACUUCUCGCUGAUGUCGGAUUACCGGGAAGCAGAAAGGCAAAAGCGACUGAACCGAACCAAGGAAGAGAAGGAGGCAGAGAAGGCCAAGAAUGCGAAGGAGACUGAAUGGUUCAGCUAUGCCAUUGUCAAUGGCGUGCGCGAGAAGUUGGGCAACUACAAGCUGGAGCCGCCGCAGCUCUUCCGUGGCCGUGGCGAGCAUCCGAAACAAGGCCUGCUCAAGAAGCGGACGUUCCCGGAGAGCGUCACGCUCAACAUCGGGGAGACGGCAUGUGUACCCAAGGUGGUCGGGAUGCCUGGCCACGCCUGGAGGGACGUAGUGCACGAGAAUACAGUCCAGUGGAUCGCCAAUUUUGAGGACGGCCUUCUGACCGAAGCAAAAUACGUCAGUUUCGCGGCUACCAGCGGCUUGAAGGGGCAGCCGGAUAUGCUGAAGUACGAUCGCGCCAAGCGCUUGGUGCGAAUCAUUGGCAGUAUCCGCACCUCCUAUGAGAAGAUGUGGACGAGCAGGAACGUUGCAGAUCGGCAGAAGGCCACGGCGACCUACUUCAUCGACAAGCUCGCACUGCGAGUUGGCGGCGAGAAGGAUACAGAGGAGGAGGCCGAUACCGUGGGCUGCUGCUCUCUGCGCGUAGAGCAUCUGAAGCUUACGCCGCCGCAGACCAUCCACCUCGACUUCCUGGGUAAGGAUUCCAUCCGGUACACGAACAGCGUCGAAGUGGCCAAGCAGGUCUUCGACAAUGUUCAAGGCUUCAUCAAGGGCAAGAA